CCGACAACAUCGUUAAAAUAAUUAGCGAAGUAAAGAAUGAUAUGUUUACCUCUUCGUAUAUUAGGCCGUAUUGCCAUAGGCUUUCCCUUAUUUGGCAUAUCAUUUGCUAUAGUUUGGUCAAUACUCUUUGAUUUUGAAGCUUCAAAUAGAACUGCAUGCAAGGUUCCAAAUUUGCUACCAACAUUAAGUUCAGCCAUUGGUGGAUUCACACCACAAAGGUACAUAUGGCGGUUCUGUAUCAGCAUGCAGACAGGUCUUCGUUUCUUGCUGGCCUUCUGUUACUACCAUUGGCACCACCGCGUUCAAGUAGGAAGCAAACAGCUUCUGUAUAAUAGACUCGUGACGCUGGCCAUUACCUGUCAUGUUUUGGAAAAUCUGGCUUUGGUCACUCUUACUGCCAUAUCAUCAACAGAAAAUGGAGAGAUCCAUGAAUACUCGUUUGUGAUGUUCAUGAUAUGCUCACAACUGUACAUGAUCCUGUCCUGUGUGUUGAUCAAGUGGACCUAUAAUGUUGGAGUGGUUACUCCCACAGCAGAGGAUAAGGCAUGGCUUAUCAGGAAGGUGUUUCUCCAGGUGUUCAAUCUAGCCAUCUUCUUUAUCUCCAUCUACUUCUACUUCCGACACAACUCCUACUGUGAACCAUACAUAUACUCCUACUUUGCACUGUGUGAAUACCUGACUAUCCUGUCCAACAUUGCGUUCCACAGUAUAUGCUGUGUGGACUUCCACAUGUACAGUUUCACCCUCGUCCAUGUGGAGGAUAUUGUUUCCGGAAGGUUCAAAAAUUCUUGACCAUAGCUUCAUGCUGGGAUCAUGUUUAAGUUGUUUGGUAGUAGUGAUAAUUAGAAAUAUUUGUUAGAUUGUUCAAUUUAUCUGUUUAAAUAGUAGUUUGUUUUUUAAACACUUUGCCUUUUUCACAGGAUUUUCUUUGGGUUUUUUAAGUAAACUACAUGUCAAUGACUAUAAGUCAAUCAUAAGAAAAUGUGAGUUAGUUGAUAUAUUUAUAUUUAGUUACUAGUAAUUUGUGAUCCAAUUUGACUGAAGUAUAGAAAAACAUUUAAGUAUUAAGAAAUUGUAGUGAUAUAUUCAUGAUUUUUAUGCCCUCCUUCAAAGAAGAGGGGGUAUAUUGCUUUACACAUGUCGGUAGAAGGGUCAGUCGGUCUGUCAGCCAACCAAAGCUUGCCCUAGUGAUAACUCGACAUUUCCUGGACCGAUUGUCAUCAAAAUUGACAUGACCAGUAAAAGGUCAAGGUCACAGUGACCUUUUGUGGGAAAUGGUUGUUAAAGCUUGUCUGAGUGAUAACUCAACAAUGCCUGGACCUAUGGUCAUCAAACUUAAACAUUGAGAUGACCCCUUGAUUUAAAGAGUCAUCAGGUCAAAGGUCAAGGUCACAGUGAUAACUAAAAAAUGCCUGGUCUGAUGAUCAUCAAACAUAAAAUGGAGGCUGGUCCUGGCAAGCAGAUGACCAAUGUUGAUUUAAGGGUCAUCAGGUCAAAGGUCAAUGUGACAUUGAAUGUGAAAAGGUUAUCCGAGUGAUUACUCGAAAAUGCCAUGGCCCUCAGACUUAACUUGAAGAUUGGGCCUGACCAGUAGAUGACCCAUAUUGAUUUUAGGAGUCAAAGGUCAAGGUUUCAGUGACCUUGAACGCAAAAAGCUUGUCUGUAUGAUAACUCUACAAUGCCUGCACCCAUGGUUCUCAAACUUGACAUUUAGGUUGGGGUGACCAGAAGAUUACCCCUAUAGGUUUUGGAGUCAAAGUCAAGCUCACAACUCAUAUUUGUCAUUAAAAUUACGUCAUAUUUACCUAGUCUCUGUUGCUAAGAGGAUACAUGUUUAUCUGCAAAUAUCAAUCAUCAUCAGAACAUGAUAAAAAACUGUACCUUCUAUCCUCACACUUUGAAUGGUCAUAAUCUUAAAACUACCCCAAUGUCAAUGACAAGUUAGCUGUCAUUUUGGUCCAUGCAUAUUUCAUUCAAUUGUCCAAAAAUUAUUGACAAAAUGGCGCUCAGGGGUGCAUAAUGUUUGACACACAUCUCUUGUUAUAAUUAUAAUUACUGUACUGGUAAUUGUGAUCUAAUUUGACUGAAGUAUUAAAAUACAUAAAAGUACUAAAAAAUUGUUGUGAUAUAUUCAUGAUUCUUACUAUGGAUUAAAUUGACAUUUAUGAAGAUAUUAUGAAGUUAGAAAUCAUUUUAAAUGCAUCAUGUAUUUGAUAAACAUGUACAAAUUUAUUCAAUAUUCCUUUUUUAUUGGAUUGAAUGAAAUCCUUAUUAUACACUUGCAUUUUAUUUUUAUAAUUUUGCUUUUUCAAAAACCACCUAAAAUCUAGGUUAUAUUUUCAUCUGAAAAAGUCUUCCAUAUUUCAGUUCCAAUUUUUGACUCUGAAUGUAAACAUGUUUAUUAAUAGUUUUAAAUAUGUAUUGAAGAAUAUGCUUGUCUAAUGUUUCACAAUUACCAAUGUUAUGAGUUUUGUGAUAUUGGUUCUUUGCAUUUGCACAAUGAUAAUAGUUCAGCUGUUUUCAUUAAAACAUGUCUUGUCAUUUCAUUUUCUAUGAUUGUCAAUAUUGUCCAGUUAGCAUGGUCAACAGUGUUUUUCAGUGUCCAAUACUGUUUGUUAAGUUUUAUUUAAUUUUGUUUUAUAUUUGAGUGCUGCACUUUCCAUGAUAAGGUAUUCCACCCCUAACGGCAAGGUAUUGGAACUUAAUGAUUGCAUAAUAUUUUUUUGAGAUCAGGAAUUUGCAAGAAAUCUGACAUUGUACAGAAAUAAAGAAGUUUUAUGAUGUUGUUAUGGGUGGAAUACCUUGAAUACAUCAAUGUAAAUGUCACAUGAAAAAUACCUAGUUUUCGACCUACCUGUAGAAUUACAAUGUUACAUUCCAUAUUGUUGAACUGAUUUACCAAUGUAAACCAUUCCUUUUUUACUUUCUACGCAUCAAUUAACUUUAUAUUGGGCUGCAUCCAUACAUGGAAUGCAAAUCAUUUAUUUUGUGUGAAUAUAUGGGGGGGGGGUCCAGGAAAUGGUGGGAAACAAGGUUGUAAAGAACAUUUGUAUGAGUUACUCUAGAUUUGUGUCUGUCUUUUAGAGGAAACAAUGUUCAGGUAUUGUGAUAGCUUUGGUGUCAUUGUCAGGGGCCUUGGCAGUAUCCUUUUAGGUGUUGACAUGUGCACAAAUUGAAAUGGGCCAUAAAUUAAAAUCUGUUAUGUUAACAUGAAACUUGGUACACAUGUUGCCAGAGACAAAAGACACACUUACAGCUUGUAAUUAUUGAGUUAUGCCCCAUUUUUACUAAAAAAACCUUUAUGUUUACUCAGCAGUGAACUUGAUAUAGUUUUGUGAUGUUCUUAUUUGUAUUUUUUUGCUUUUUGCCAGUUUCACAAGGUUUAUAUUCACAACCCCAUUAUUUAGUCAUCUUUAAAAAUUGGUCCAAUGAUACUUUGCUAGUUUUAAAUUCAUGAUCAGAUAAACUUUCAAAGUACUGGAAAUUUAAAACCAAGCAUAUAUAAAAACCAAUAUACAGUUGUUUGGAAUUGUUUGACAUGAUGUACGCACUUUUUGUCUGAAUCUCUUUGGGCCAGUCAUAUUUAUCAGCCAUAUCAAUGUUAUUAUAUUUAUUGUCUGUCCAGGCAUGACUUUUAAACGAGUCUCAAAACUCUUAAAACUAUUUGUUUAUGUUUAUCUUUAACAUAGUUUUGUUUAUACUUGUAUUUUAACAAUGUACUAUAACCAUGAUGUCCAAGGUUCGAUCCCCAGCCGUGGCAUAUGUGAGAUUGAUUGGUGGCCACCCAAGCCAGAUUUUACGCAAUGUACCCAUGCAUCCACAUCCAAUAAAACAUGUACAAUAUUACAUAGUUAUUGGUCAGAUAAAUUCAAAUUGUUUUUACCAAUGAUGAAUUUAUAAUACAAUAAAUAUAUAUCCUAUAAAAAUUAUAAUCCAUACCAAUGACAAUUUAUUUAGUUUGACUACUAUCUUAUGGAAAAUGACUGUGUCUAUUUUCCUUACACAUAUAGAAAUUAGCCAGCACAAUAAGGAUUGUAUAGACAAUUACCUUGAUUUGCAAUGAUCUUUAUUUUGUAGUAAUAUCAGUGUUUGCUACUGCCAUUUACCUACGCAAUCAGUUGCAUUUCAUUUUUUUAGUGUUAACUAUUUACUUAAGCAUUGCUGUAUCCAUAAUUUAAAUGAUUGUUCUUGUUUCAUGCACAAUAAAAUACUAAAUGGAAUUUUAUUAUA
Messenger RNA from Mya arenaria, 4230 nucleotides. RefSeq names its product post-GPI attachment to proteins factor 2-like. The transcript is spliced from 5 exons. NCBI's taxonomy places the organism in Eukaryota, Metazoa, Mollusca, Bivalvia, Myida, Myidae. Gene Ontology annotation, biological process: GPI anchor biosynthetic process. The record is from RefSeq and is a predicted model, not a curated record. The coding region runs from base 37 to 792 and encodes 251 amino acids. Gene Ontology annotation, cellular component: endoplasmic reticulum membrane; Golgi membrane.